CUUGCGCCGCGGUUCAAAGGCUCGCUCAAGUCAGCCCCGCUGAUGCUCACCAUUGAGCGAGACCCAAAAAUAGCCAGCCAUGCAGUCACUGGCGCGCGCCCAACGAGUGCAUGUUUCGCACCUCGUCGGCUCCUCCUAGCUCUACAAUCAGCGAAAAGUGUUGCAGCAAAAGGCCAAGCAAGACCAGUCAACCCCAUGCAUGCAGCAUCAGCAGGACGAGAAUGAGGCGAAAGUCGUGUGAAGCUAUAGGGGGCAAGCAACGGCUUCUUGCGGCUUGGCUCGUUGCAUAUGUGGGAUUUGGCCAGUCUUGCUCCCGCGCUUCACACUCAAGCUCGGCCCUUGGCAGCACAAAGGUGCAUCCAUUCACCAAAUCUGCCGCCUGUACAGCAGUACCGUGGGUGGGCCCAGCAGGCGGUUGGACCGAUAAAGCCACAAGAGGAGCGGUGAACAGGUGUAGCGGUACAUCCACCGCCACUUGUCGUGUGCAUAGCGAGCACUUCGAGCGCUCCACGCAGACUCAGCAAUGGCCUUUCUCUACACAUGGGCCUCCUUUUGAUUUUGAAUGGACACGCACAUCAUUCACGAUUGGCGAAUGACCAGUUGCCAUCCCAAACGAAUCGCGGAUCGUGCAUGCAUGCGCUGCCUUCUUGGAGAGUUCUUGAGCAUCACGCAGCGGAGGUAGGCACGCAGCGCUUGAUUCUCGUCAAAACCUGCUGCUGCUGAGCGUGGAUGUGCGGCGGAGGAGCU
This is a messenger RNA of Ceraceosorus guamensis, 747 nucleotides long. RefSeq lists its product as hypothetical. NCBI's taxonomy places the organism in Eukaryota, Fungi, Basidiomycota, Exobasidiomycetes, Ceraceosorales, Ceraceosoraceae. Bases 111 to 596 code for a protein of 161 amino acids. The record is from RefSeq and is a predicted model, not a curated record. The transcript is spliced from 2 exons.